Messenger RNA from Trichosurus vulpecula (common brushtail), 1327 nucleotides. RefSeq names its product lysoplasmalogenase-like. The transcript has a single exon. The record is from RefSeq and is a predicted model, not a curated record. Gene Ontology annotation, cellular component: membrane. NCBI's taxonomy places the organism in Eukaryota, Metazoa, Chordata, Mammalia, Diprotodontia, Phalangeridae. Bases 23 to 724 code for a protein of 233 amino acids.
UUCUAGGGAUGUCUGGACAAACAUGGAGGGUCAUGGAAGGGAAUCUGAAAGGAGGCACAGUCCAGAUCCUCUGCUGACCAGGAAGCUGGUGCCUUUCUUUGUCUCCUGCACCUUCUACUUCUUCCUCUGGAUGCCCACAGAAAAGCCCAGCUGGAAUAGUGCUCUGGGCAAAUGCCUUCCCAUCCUCUGUCUGGCUCUCUUUGUCUACAACACUGCCCCACCAGGACCAUAUGGCCAAUUCAUCUGGGUAGGUCUCCUCUGCUCCGCCCUAGGGGACAUUUUCCGUACCUGGCCCAACCAGUUCUUCUUUAGUAUGGCGGCCUUUGCCUUGGCUCAUCUCUUCUAUCUCAAGGCACUGGGCUGGAUCCCAGUGCGCCAGGUCCUCCUGGAAUUUGUGGUAGUCAUCUUCCUCCCCUACUUUGGGCUCCUGGAGCCUCACCUCCCUUCCAGCCUACGUCUCCCUGUGCUUGGCUAUGUGACUAUCCUGGGUCUGAUGCUGUGGCGGGCACUGGCCCGAGGGAGAACUGCGGCACUUGGAGGCCUGUUCUUCAGCAUCUCAGAUGCCAUCUUGGCCUGGAACACCUUCAUCCAGCCCCUGCCUUCAAGCCAUCUGAUCAACAUGGUCACCUACUAUGCUGCCCAAGUCCUGCUGGCUCUGUCAACAGUUGACAGGCAGACUCCAGAGAGGGAUUGGCCCCCUGGUCAGGUCUUAGCAUACCAGUGACUUGGAGCUUGGCCCAUCAGCAACUAAGAAAAUCAAAACAGACUUCCUGUAGGAGAUGGCACUUGAAACAUGGCAAAAUAAUAACUUGUGACAUCCUCAGAUAUGCCAAUAGAUUUGUUGUUUUAUUAUUGUGGUCAUGUUAUCCAUCAAUAUAGAAAAGAGCCAAUCCAUACCAGUCCAUCUAGCAUGAAUCUUGAUUCCCGACUUCACCAUUUUAUAUUGUGCUUUGUUUUUCGUAGAGCUUUCACACAAAGGUAGCCUAGAGUAAUGGAAAUAGUAUGAGACAGGACACCUAGGUUCUGGUCUUGGCUCUACAAUUACCUUGUUGUUUUAUGCUGGCCAAGUGAAAUGAUCUUCCAGGAUAUUAGCUUCCUUAUUUGUAAAAGCAGAGGCACCAGAUGUUCCCUUGGGUCACUUGCAGCUUUACAGAUCUCUGAAUCUCUUGUGACCCUCAUUGUUCGGUGAGAAGGGCAGGAAGCUAAGACUCAGAGAGGUCAAUUAACUAACUUGCCCAAAAUCACUCAGUUAGAUAUUUUUAAAAGUAUCUAGAAUACACAGAUUUAGCAGUUUUCUUGAUCCAAAUUAAUAAAAUCACAUUUCUUG